This is a messenger RNA of Colletes gigas, 3963 nucleotides long. RefSeq lists its product as uncharacterized. Gene Ontology annotation, molecular function: nucleic acid binding; aspartic-type endopeptidase activity. The transcript is spliced from 4 exons. Gene Ontology annotation, biological process: proteolysis. Bases 1 to 3963 code for a protein of 1320 amino acids. The record is from RefSeq and is a predicted model, not a curated record. Lineage: Eukaryota; Metazoa; Arthropoda; Insecta; Hymenoptera; Colletidae.
AUGUCACCUAUCCAUAAUGCGGGAGUCAGAAUUGCAUCCGGCGCAUUCAGGACUAGCCCAGUCGUCGCAUUACUAGCCGAAGCCAAUGUACAACCACUUGAAGUCAGAAGAAAACAAUUAAGUCUAACCUACGCGGUUGCCAAACUUUCCACGCCAUCAAACCCUAUACAUGGCCUAAUAAUGUCAGAUGAACAAUCACUCAGCCUCCGCAUAAAACCUACGCAUCCGAAACCACUGAACUUCCGACUUAAAAAAUACUUGCAAGACAUGCAAACUGAAAUUUCCCCAGUUCUCGUCAGAAAACAAUUAGCGAUUGCUCCAUGGACAAUACAACCACCUUGUCUAAUAGACAAAUUCUUACAACUCACCAAAAAUACAGAUCGAAACAUCAUACAAUCCCUGUUUCUUGAACUAACUAAUGAUUACCCAAACCACAAACAACUAUUUACGGAUGGGUCGAAGUCAAAGAAGGGACAGGAUGCGCACUCUGGGAAAAACUUCCUAUUCUCCUGGAUCCCAUCACAUGUAGGUAUUAAAGGAAACGAAGCGGCAGAUUCAGCGGCAAAAGAAGCGAGCACCUCCACAUCUGAAACAUGUUCUAUACCUGUUCCCUGUCAAGAUCUCCAAAAAUAUCUCACCAAAGCUGCAAAGGAACGAUGGAACCAAGAUUGGAUAACCUCAAGACCUACUGCACUACACAAAAUUCGCGACAAUGUAUAUGACAUUAGCCCGGCAGUUUACAUGAACCGAAGAGAUCAAACAAUGCAGUCGGCCGGAAAUGGACCAAGUGCCGCGGUUCGGGGUAGUGCCGCGAGUCAGGGCAGCGUCGCGACGCCCGAAAUAGAGCGCGUCGGCAUAAAAGUGCCGCCGUUUUGGCCGGAGCAGCCCGAAAUCUGGUUUUGCCAGGUGGAGGGCCAGUUUGUGUUGAGUGGCAUCACAACGGACUCUACGAAAUUUUAUUAUGUUAUGUCCCACCUUGACCCCAAGUACGCGGUGGAGGUCAAGGACGUGCUAGAGUUUCCGCCAGCGACCGAUAAGUAUGAGACCCUGAAAAGGGAGUUGAUUCAACGGCUGUCUUCGUCGCAGACACAGCGAAUACGACAGCUGCUGGAAAAAGAAGACAUGGGGGACCGGACACCGUCCCAGUUCCUGCGACACAUGCAGGGGCUGGCAGGGAAAACAGUAUCGGAGGAUUUCCUGCGGACGCUGUGGGCCAGCCGAUUACCGCCGAUGACGAGGGCCAUCGUCAGCGCACAGGCCGACCUGCCGCUAGGGAAACUGGCGGAAAUAGCCGACCAGAUUCACGAGGGGACGAACCAGCCCCAGAUAGCCGUCGUAGCAGCAGCCCAUGGAGCUACGACGCAAGACAGCGUCAUGGAGAAGUUGUGCCUCCAGGAACCGCCGGAGAUCAAAAUCGCGGCGGAGAAGCCGAUCACCCCAGCAGAUGGACCACUGCUGGUACCACCGGACGUUCGGGGACAGGUCGACGAAGUGCCGGCAGCCGUGUGCAUACACGUCGGGAAACUCGAACACCCAGCACUGAACGCGGCAGUCAGUGAUGGACCACGUACCUGCCGCCUUUUCGUCCUCGACCGGGCUCGAAACGAAGAGUACUUGGUCGAUACGGGGUCGGACCUGUGCGUUUACCCGCGCUCAUUCAUCAAGGGUCCGCUCCCCAAGACCAAGUACGAGCUCUUCGCCGCCAACGGGUCGAUUAUCCCGACGUACGGGUUGAAGCCAGCGAGUCUCGACCUGGGACUCCGACGCGCCUUCGUUUGGAGGUUCGUCGUUGCCGACGUUUCCAAGCCGAUCAUCGGCGCCGACUUCCUGGCGCACUUCGGCCUCCUGGUGGACCUCAAAGGGAAGCAGCUCCUCGACAGGACGACAACGCUGACCACGACGGGAAGGGUCGCCGCCGUCGACGUACCGUCGGUCAAGGCCAUCGUCGGGGACUCUCCCUACGAGGGAUUAUUGGCGGAAUUUCCAGCCCUCCUGCGCCCGACGAUCCACGGUGGACGGCAGGUAAAGCAUGACGUAGUUCACCAUUUACAAACGACCCCAGGACCUCCGGUAUUUUGCAAACCGCGCCGGCUAUCGCCGGAGCUGUUUAAAACAGCCAAAGCGGAAUUUGAGGAUCUAUUGAAUCUCGGUCACAUCCGUCCUUCUAAGAGCCAGUGGGCUUCCGCCCUGCAUAUGGUUGCUAAGAAGGAUAACGGAUGGAGACCCUGUGGAGAUUAUAGAUUACUCAAUGCCCGCACAGUCCCAGACCGUUACCCGAUUCCGCAUAUCGAAGAUUUUUCGAGGAUGUUAUCCGGAAAGACAAUCUUUUCGACGAUCGAUCUGGUUCGGGCAUACCAUCAGAUCCCGGUCCAUCCGGAUGACAUCCCGAAAACCGCGAUAACGACGCCAUUCGGGUUAUUCGAGUAUUUAGUCAUGCCCUUCGGAUUGAGAAAUGCCGCGCAGACGUUCCAACGGUUUAUCGAUACCAUCGUUAGGGGACUUGAUUUCUGCUACGCGUAUCUCGACGAUAUUCUAGUAGCGUCGGAUAGUGAGACGGAGCAUCGAGAUCACCUGCGCGCGCUUUUCUCACGUCUCGAAGAGUACGGCAUAAUAGUCAACCCGAACAAGUGCGUGUUUGCGAAAUCGCGGGUAAAAUUCCUAGGAUAUACGGUCAGCGCCGAGGGUACAAGGCCAUUAGCCGAGAAAGUUAAAGUUAUAGAAGAAUACCCAAAGCCAGCGACAAUUAAACAAUUGCGCGGGUUCUUGGGUAUGAUAAACUUCUAUCGUAGAUUUAUACCCGGCGCCGCCGUAUUGCAGGCCCCGCUUAAUCAACUGCUGCGCGGACGCAGGUUGAAGGGCAAUGCCCCCGUCCUAUGGACGACCGAAGCGGAGUCUGCACUAGGAAGUCUUAAGACUGCCUUGGUGAACGCGACAUUAUUGGCCCAUCCGUCGAACAAUUCGCGACUCGCGAUCAUGGUAGAUGCGUCGGAUUUCGCAUUAGGCGCGACAUUACAGCAGCGACAAAGCGGUUCGUGGCAACCGUUAGCCUUUUGCACGAAAGCUUUGUCGCCCGCGCAGCGAAAAUAUAGCGCGUACGAUCGCGAAUUACUCGCCGCAUAUACCGCGGUAAAACAUUUUCGCCACGCAAUCGAGGGUCGCGAAUUUACGAUCUACACGGACCACAAGCCAAUAGUGUUCGCGUUCAUGCAAAAACCGGAUAAGUGUACGCCGAGACAAUUUCGAUAUCUCGAUCUCAUCGGACAAUUCACGACGGACAUACAGCACGUGAGCGGCAAAGACAAUGAGGUCGCAGACGCACUCUCAAGAAUCGAGGCAGUAACCGCUCCGCUGAGUUACGCAGAACUCGCGAACGCGCAAGAGCGGGAUACUGAGCUUCGGAGUUUUCUUGAUGCGUCUGACACCUCAUUGCAAUUGAAACGUAUACGCAUAAAUAUAAGCGAUGCACCCGUUUACUGCGACGUUUCAACCGGAAGCGUGCGUCCGUUCGUGACUCAAAUCUUCCGACGCCAGGUGUUCGACCUGGUACACGGACUGUCGCACCCAGGUGCGAAGGCGACAGUGCGUUUAUUGAAGGAUCGAUUCGUUUGGCCGUCGAUGGAGAGAGAUUGCCGAAAGUGGUGUCGCAAUUGUCUCGAGUGUCAACGGGCAAAAGUUAGCCGACACGUCUCGAGCGAGGUAGGAACCUUCGCGUCGCCGUCGAGCAGGUUUGAGCAUGUGCACCUCGACCUGGUAGGGCCACUACCAGUGUCAGGGGCAAUAAAUACUGCCUUACCUGCGUCGAUAGGUUUACGCGAUGGCCUGAAGCCUUCCCGCUCGAGAAUAUCGAGGCUGAGACUGUCGCGCGAACCUUCGUUUCGGGGUGGGUCGCGCGAUUUGGGACACCGGCACGGGUCACCACUGACCGAGGCCGGCAGUUCGAGUCCCACCUAUUCAGGCAAUUAA